AAUAGGUGUUGUUUUAACCAUGAGGUCUGAAACUUGUUUACAUGAUGGUAUCACAGUUUUUAUUUUUUUGUUCGUGAUAGACCUUUUGGUCGAAGUUGUAGAUUUUUUGUUUUAAAACAAGUACGUUACUGGAGUUCUACAUAAAUCUAUUGAUUUUCUUUCACUCUCCGUAGUGUUGUUAACCACUUUGUACGGUCGAUAACUUGAUACCUUUGUGUAUGUCGGUCGUCUUCUUCGUUGUGUGCAUCUCUGCUUAAGUUGAUGAAUAACGUGCGAUGUGUGAUGUUGAAACGACGUUAAGAGCCAUGGCAGAGAACUCAGCAUAUAUAUUCCAACAAGGUUGAUAGCUUAAAUAAAUUGAACAAUUUUGAUAAUUAUUACGAACAUGAUUCAGUUGGGAAAAUGGACAGUCUGAUGAAAAAGGAUUGUGAAGGAAACAUGUAAGUGGGGCAUCUUGUAACUAAUUUAGAUAUAGAAGAAUCAUACCUCCAAAGCAACGGCUGUGGAUUACCACGAUAUAAACUGUAAUUGUGAAGUCCAUUUUUCGGCAGAAUCAAAUUCCUUGCUUUCAUUUUUAGUGAUGAAUCUUCUUAUCACCAGAAAAGUAUAAAAAAAAGGGCAUCUCAACUGCAGAAAAAGAUGUGUCGUCGACAAGAAAAAGCAAGAUAAAAUUCCACAACCUCACUAAAUAAGAAUUCCUCACCAUAAACAAUGUUUUUCCCAUUUCAUAUUCAAACACUGUAAGAAACCAUCGCCAUGAGUGGAAGCUUCCGGAAUUCCCGACAGCCGGAAAGUUGGCCGUCUGGACAGGAGUACUGGAUUUAUCUUCCUGUUAAUCGAUCCGGCUUGCUUCCUCCGAUCAGAUCUCUGAAUCCUAGAGCAGGAACAAGAAAUCCAUGGUUGUUAGUUGAGGAGAGUUUCAUAGGAAGGCAUGAUCAUGGUUUGGCGAGUUUCCCCCCAGCCCAUGCCCAUGCCCAUCCGUCGGUGCCCCUCCGCCUGAUGGAGGAUUCAUAUCCGGCCCCGUUGGAGUCGCCUCCGUGGAACAGGCGAUCGGAGGAAUCGAAGCUGAGCCCAGAAGAGCAGAAGCAGGCAGUGAACAAGCUGAGGAAGCAGCUCUACAGCCCACACAUAUACAACAUAAUCAGGAGGUUAGGCAACAAGUCUUCCAACGACGAGGAAGGUAAAAGGUGUGCGGUGUGCCUGGAAGAUUUCGAGACGAAGCAGUUCGUAACGAUCACUCCGUGCAACCACAUGUUUCAUGAGGAAUGCAUAGUGCCGUGGGUGAAGAGCCAGGGGAAAUGCCCCGUCUGCAGGUUCCUCAUCGUCCAACCGGAGAGGGGCCUCCUCUUUUAGUCAUUUUUAUUGUCUCACCAACAUUAUAUAUGUACUAUAUUUCACUCAUUUAUAAAUAUCCAAUGCUCGAUUGUUAGUAUUA
Salvia miltiorrhiza (redroot sage) is the source of this 1435-nucleotide messenger RNA. RefSeq names its product protein SYM1-like. Gene Ontology annotation, cellular component: membrane; cytoplasm. Lineage: Eukaryota; Viridiplantae; Streptophyta; Magnoliopsida; Lamiales; Lamiaceae. Bases 757 to 1353 code for a protein of 198 amino acids. The record is from RefSeq and is a predicted model, not a curated record. The transcript is spliced from 4 exons.